AUUCUGGGUGUUUUUCUUUUUCCUCCUUUCUUGCUGGGUUUUGUCUGUAGAGAUCGAUAUUAGGAAUGGAGGAGAAAAUUUUUGUGUGAUUUCAUGAUUUUUUGUGUUUGAGUUUGUGCCUAGUUUCAAUACUUUUCAAAGUCUUGCUCUUUGAUCGUCAAAUGGGAGGAUAGAGUCUGGUCUUAGUCAUGGGUUCUCACUCAGAUUUCUUUUGGUCAUUAUAACUGUUCGCUUACUAUGUGAAUCACGAGACCAGAAAAAUUUGGGUUUCUUCGAUUUCUUCCAGCUUUCUAGAUUAAAGCUUUUUCUAACCUUGAAAAUCUUUGAGGUUGCUGCUUUGAUUUAUGUUUGUAUUAUUGUCUUUCUUUACUUGUAUAGCUUCGUUCACAACCUAGGUAGCUAGCUCCUUUAUUCUUUGCAAGUUCUGUUUAUGCCAAUAAAUUCUUUCAUUUAAUCUCUAUUAUCAUAUGCUUAGCUCUUUGUAGAUUUGAUUGCUGGUGGUAUGGUAGUGGAUUGUGGUUGCUGAAAGUCUAAAUUUUGAGCACUUUUUCUGCGGCUUGCCCACAUAAAAUAACGGUUACCUGGAUACUUUUAGAGUUUCAACAUCAUCUUUGCUUGCAGGCUGAUGGAUGAAGGUUCUAGUGGGGUUGCUUGAUCUUGAAAAAAACUACCUAGUUUGCUAGCUCCUUUGUUGCAGCUGGAGGCUGUGCGUGGUGAGAGUGCUUUGUGGUGGGGUUUGGAUUAGAAAGAGAAAGAUAAAAGGAGAGAGUAAGAUACCUGUAGUAGUGUUAUAUAUGCUGAAGGCUAACAGGUUAAAGAUAAGGCCCAGUGGAAGUGGAAGAGAUAAUAGUAGUAAGAGUAGUUACGGUGAAGCUUGUGACUGUUUCAAAAACAGCACAAGAAGAGAGAAGCUUAGCAUCAGAUGUUAUCCAUUGAAAACCCUCCACCAGAUCCCCCAUGUUCUUGCCAAUUUCCGCAACUGAAUAGUAGUAGUGAUGAGAGGGCUUCUCUUAAGCUUCCCUUGCCAGAGGUAGAUCUACCAAACCCACCCCUUGAUCAUCAUACCCCACUUCCCAAUUUCUCGAUAAGAGAUUAUGUAUUUACGGCCCGGAAUAAAGAUAUCAGGAAGAAUUGGCCUUUUUCUCAGAAAAAUUUGCAGCUUUGUUUGAAACAUGGCGUGAAGGAAUUGUUACCACCAUUUCAGCCUCUUGACUCAGUAAGGAACCAGUCCCUUAAGAGAUGUACGGUUGAAACUACUUCACAUGAGAAGCAAAACACAAGCAGUUUUAAUAAGGAGCAGCCAGACAAUCAUGUCGCACUAGAUUCAUCUGAUGAAGGCCAGUUGAAUAAUAAGCUAGCAGAAUCUUGCUUAGACGUUAGUUCAUGUAGAUCUGGAGAAGAAAAUGAUUUCCCAUCUACAACAACAAGUGUGUCUCAAUCUGAGAUAGAGUCGCUUCCUGAUAACAGGCAAUCUAGCUCACUGUUACAGAUUGAGACUUCAAGGAAAAACUCAAUUGCAGUUGAGGCUGCGGGACCUUCUGGGAAUAAGAAGACUGAGAGCACCUCCAGGCCAUUGAGCAAGAAGUGCAGGUUGAUAGUGAAAUUUGGUGGCAACUCUGAUCGUAACUCAACUGAAGAUAUAGCUUCUAAUUCUACUACUGUCUCAGAAACAAUGGCUUCCAAAGUUUGCCCUGUUUGCAAAACCUUCUCGUCCACAUCUAACACUACUUUGAAUGCUCACAUCGAUCAGUGUCUUUCAGUGGAGUCAACACCCAAAUGGACAGCUGAUUCUAAGCUAACAAGACAUAGGUUUAAGCCGAGGAAAACAAGGUUGAUGGCGGAUAUUUAUAUGACAGCUACACCAUGUACAUUAGAAGAACUUGAUCGAAGAAAUGGUACAAAUUGGGCCACAAUUUCAAGCAUGCCUACUCAAGAAACUGAGAAGACUGAGACUACUAAUGAAGGGAAAAAGCACAGGGUGUCACAAGUUCAUCCUGAGGAUGCUGGUGAUGUAGGUCCCGUUUAUAUUGAUGCAAAUGGCACCAAACUUAGGAUUUUAUCCAAGUUUAGCGACCAACCUUCAGUUUCCAAAGUAGGGGAAGAUAUUGGAGCAAGGAAACCUUUGAAAGGAGACAAAGGAAUCAAAUACAUUGCAAAGAAGAAGAAAAAACGGCUCGCACAAAAACAUCUUAAGUAUUUGAAACUUGCUCCUCAAAGCAAGAAAAUUUUCUCCCACAAGGCCCAUGGCUCCCAGAUUUCUGGAGGUCAACAAGAAUGUAAGAGAGAAGCUAGAAGUUUUGAGAAAGAACAUCUAAUGUCAAAACAAACCAAAUCCAGUGAUUCUGGGACUUUAAGACCAUGGGUUUGCUCCAAACGAAGAGAUUUUACAAAGAAGAUUACUAGUCAAGAGGGCCAUCAACCUGUGAAAUGUAAUUGGCAUUUGCCUGGGGAUUUUCUGGUUGACAAUGGUCAAUCAUUUUUGGGUGAUUCUCUUGCGGAGAGGAAUCAUGUUCAGAAAUCUACCAAUCAGUCUGAGAGUCCUACAUCUCCUGGAAACAGUGAGAGAAUGGAUAAGUUAUUUCUUAAAGUCCAAGUUGGCAACAAGAACGAGCAAUCUCCUGGUGGAAACAAAGUGAGCAAUCUCUUGGUGGAAGGCAGGACCAGUGACAAUUUGGAGAGCUCUUCUCCAUCAAUUAAAGCAAAUUCCAAUCAAUUGGGCAAAAGUGACACUUCAGUGCACGCUAGUUGUAUGCUGGGACUUUCAAGCUUCUCCAGGAAUCAUGCAUUUUUGCUGAGCAAGAAGAUAGUUAGUACUUGCAAAGAUACAAACAAAAAUCCUGACAUUUCUUGCAUUGCUAGCACAAAAUCUCCACGGAAUGCUCAUGCUGUUGUAACAAAAGCAAUGAAAUUCUCCUCCUUUAGUAAGAACUUGUCUGCUAAGGGCCGGUCUUCUGUGACUGAAUCUGUGCCUGGUAAAAUUAAGAAGUGGUCAGCCAUUAAGAAUUCUCAAGUGCGUUUCAUGAAAAAACGAGAAGAAGGGGCAGUGACUUGGGAUUCUGAAGUUGAUCAAUACUAUGAUUUGAUGCAUGGGGAUGCAGAAAAUCAAGUUGAAAGAGAAGAAAUAGCUGAUGAGGAGUCUCAUGAGAGAAGCAAUGUCCUGGAAACUAGGCAAGCAAGAGGAUUAUCAUGUAUUUCUCAAGGGGAGGAAGCAUUGGCUUUGAGGAGCUCAAAAUCUGCAACUUCAUGUUAUUAUCAUGAUGAGCGGGCAAAUGCAGAUUCUUCAGUUGGAAUUGGUAAUGAUUUGCUGCAGAAAGUUGAUUACAUAGACUCUGGUAGAAAACAGGUUCAUGUAUGUGCGGAGUGCAUUGUUGUUGAGCCGUCUUCCAAAACUUCUGAUGGCAGGAGCGGAAGCAGCUUGAUUAAGCCGGUAGACUCAGAAUUUUACAAGCCCAGCAAUUCCUUGGAGGUCCAAUCUAAUUCUCUUCAAUCUGUUGAAGAUUACAGAGGGCUUUUAUGUGGGAAUGAAGCACCAAGAGUUCCAACUGAGCCUGAUUUUGUCAAUGAUCAAGAGAUAUUUUCUGCUGAUGAAAUUGGCAAUGAUAUGGUGGCACAAGAUGCUGAUAUAGGGGUGGAGUUGGAUUCAGAAGUUGGGCAAGGGAGCUCUUUUCCAGAGGUUGAUCCAAUACCUAUUCCAGGACCACCAGGGUCUUUUUUGCCGAGUCCUAGGGAUUUUGGCUCAGAAGAUUUUCAAGGCAACUCUUCUCUUACCACAAGCCGGGUUCAUUCUUCUCUGGAUCAGCAUGAUGUGGUUGAUGGACAUUCAUCUGAUUCGCCAAUGUCUGCAGCAUCCACCAUCUCUAACUCUACAGCAGGUAGAUCUGAUUUUAACCAUUCUGAACCAUCAUCAUCGGUGGGACCUUAUGUUGUUAAAGAGAAGAUUGGGUCAACUGGUGCUAGUGUUGAGCCUUCAGUGCAAAGUGCUGGUGCUGUUCCACAGGCAACAGGUGCCGAAGUGGAAAGAACUACUUUGGAUGGAGAAUAUAUGAAACCUGACAGAAUCUAUAUUGAGAAGGGCUCUCUCAAUUUCAGGAAUGAUCAGCCAUGCUGUUGCCAAAGGAAGGAGAGAUUUUCUCAGGGUGUUGCUUUAAAUUUUCAAAAUUCACAACUAUUGAGACGACGAAAAAUGGCUUCAGUGACUGUUCCUGCUAGUGGAAAGCAUAUGGAUUUCAACUCCAGCCUAAGGCCUGCAGAUUUGGAUAUGCGACCUGAAUUGGUUCCUCCAAGCAGUUGCACAAAUUCAGGAUCAGAGAAGGUGGUUCUCCCAGUUAUUAAGCCCCUUGCAGGUCCCAUUCCUUUUAAGGAUUCUUCCAAUCCAGGAGUGAGGUUUUUAGCUCGUACUGAUUCUGAUUCUGCUAGUCCAUCUGCGUCCAAUCCUAUACUUCGGCUGAUGGGAAAGAACUUAAUGGUGGUCAACAAAGAUGAAGAUACUUCAGUACCACUUGGAGGGGUCCAACCUCGUGUUCAGAAUAGCCAUCAAAACUCUCCAUUUCUGGCCUUUUCCAGAGUCUAUCCUGGCAAUAUCGAGAAUCAGGACUGCCAUCCCUUACGUCAUAUGGGGCCCCAAGCUUCUGUCAUCUUUGGUCAGAACUCUCAUAAAGUAGAUCAAUGCUUUGAUGGGGGGUUGUCGAAUAGUUAUAGAAGCCAAUCUGAUUCUCAAUUACCUGUACAUGCUCGACUACCAGCAGGCAUGUUUCAAGUCCAGCUUACAGAUUGCAGUUUUGCGUCAUCCAGGGAGUUUCACGAGUACAAAGGUGAUUGCAACAUUUCAAGCCGACAUAGUAGGAUAAAGAACAGGUUAAAUGUAUCACCCACAGAUAAUAUGGAGACAGUUAUAGCAACUGCUGACUGCCAUUAUCAGCAUACUGAUUCCUCCACAAAUCCAGUAAAAGAAAUCAUCAUUGUUGAUGAUGUUCCUGAAAGUGAAAAUGUUGUGAAGUAUACUGAACCUGGGAGGGAAAACCAGGUAGUUGCUUCUGGAAUCCCGAUUCCGGUGGCUCCAAAUUAUAACCCAACUCGUGCACAUCCUUUUUCAUGUUAUCAGUCACAGGAACAUUCUGUCCUUGGCGAAUCACCUAUUGUGCGUAAUGCCAGCUUUCAUGCAACCCCUGCAAAGCUAGGCAACUCAUGUCCCGUUAGGUGGGGUUGUACUUCAGAAGGUUCAGUUGUGUUGCAGCGGAGCCCUUUUGCAGCUGCAUCAUCCUCACCUGGUCAUCUAAGAUCUACAGCACUGCAUUAUUCUCCAGGCUUUUCAUAGUCAAGGUACUUUGGCUUGCAUGGCCAUUUCUGCAAAGAUUGUGGUUUACUAGGUUGCUCAUCAAUCAAACUUGUGUUGGACUUGAGCUGCUACCUCAGAAUACAAGAUGCCAGAAACUUUCAGUGUUUAAAAAUGACUAGCAGAAAUAAUGGCAGUUUGAUCGAAGAUGCCCUGCAUGAGCAAAGCAGUUGGGAACUCAGAGAAAAGUUUGUAUUAAUUUCUGAUGUACUGAAUGUCGAGUCUCAUUUUAAGCAGUUUUUUUGGGGUUCUGCUUGGGCAAUGUCAAAGUUUCCUCAAGACUAGAUAAUGUAUAAGCAAUCGUUGAAUAAUAGUUGAUAAGGAACCUUGGCUGGAAGACAAAGAAGUCAAAUGUUCCUAUAAAGUUCUCACCCUUAUUUUCCUUUUUAUUUUAUGUCAUUUUUCCCAUAUAGCUUUCAUCUGAGCUAAAGUCAGGUGUUCCUAUAAAGAAAUUCUCACCUUUUUCUUUUUUA
Messenger RNA from Hevea brasiliensis (rubber tree), 5805 nucleotides. RefSeq lists its product as uncharacterized. NCBI's taxonomy places the organism in Eukaryota, Viridiplantae, Streptophyta, Magnoliopsida, Malpighiales, Euphorbiaceae. Bases 923 to 5314 code for a protein of 1463 amino acids. The record is from RefSeq and is a predicted model, not a curated record. The transcript has 4 exons.